CCCGAGAGUUAAAAGGUCAAAAAGAGACCACGCCUAAAACAAAGCGAUUUGUGCUGUGCUGUGUUGUGCUGUGCGUUUGUGAAGCUCUUGGUUAGGCUGGACAAAUAAUGUGAAUAUUUUCCAAUGGGAUCCAAACAAAUAUUUUGUAAAAGGACAGAUGUGCCGCCUGUUGAAAUUGUCAAAAGAAGCGGAGACGAGAAUGAUGUGCCCAAGACAGAUGAAGAGGUCAAGCCAGAGCCACUUGUGCUGUUGGAACCCAUGGAGCAUGUCAAGGUGGAGUUCCAUGCAGAUGAGUAUGGCUACUGGGAACAGUCGCUGGCCAGCGUCCAAUCCGCUGCAGUGUCCGCACCCAUGGGCGGAGCUAAGCAGGACUUCAUUACUUCUGUGGAGAGCACCUCUUGGGUUCAAGCUUUUGGAACCAAAGCUGAUAAUUGUUGCGGUGAAGAAAGUGAAUAUGUGAACACCGAGUUUUCCCCUGGAGAUUUAUGCCAAAGCAUUUGCUGCAAUUCACAUUGCAACAGCGCCACUAUUAAUAGCAAACUAUUAGAAAAACGUUUACAUGGAACACUUAAAGAUAUAAGUGAAUAUGGCGGCCAGGCAAGGACUUGCAUCCAACACCCCAGCGUGAAGCCUGUGCCAAACUGAAGUGGAACAAAAGAAGGAGCUGCUAUUUAACGUUAUUUUGCAGUAGAUGUGCAAACACAGAACCUCCGGUGGCAAUGCACUCCUCAUCAGUAGUGAUAACUGAGUGUAUUGCAUCUCCCACCUGCAUGUGUCCUGUUGCGACUACCACUGGUCAAUUUAUGGAACGGGCACGCUUAACAUUGGUGCGUUUUGGCACAUUUUCGUAACUCCAUAUGUACUACAAUUACAACCCAUGAUGAUGUAACUUUUUUUUUACUUCGAAUAAUGUUAGUCAUCAACUACUCCGAUUAUUUUAUUUUUUAAUCACCUUGUAAAGAAACAGAAAUUAAAAGAAGGACUGCAGCAUUUUGUAUCAUGAAUAUUCACAAGCCUGAAAAAUUAAGUGUCUGCACUUAUACUAGGCCUGCUUUUUCAAGGCAUUCUAGCAUAAAUUUCACGAGCCGACAACUUAAAACAAUUAAAAUUUAUAUUAAUCUAUGAGUGAAGUAGUACAAAUCUUAUCAGGAGUACUAUUUUUUCUCCUGGAACUAAAACUUUAAAGGUCCCUUUUUCCUAGUAGUACCAAAGAAAUAACCUCUUAAAGACAUAAUGUACUUUUUAUUAUUUUCUACUUUUACCAUGUAUCAUGCAUUUGCAGUUGGUAUGCGUAAUAUCUGGAAUUUAUCUACAUUUGUUGCUUGUUUAUAGCUGCAAAUGAUUUGGGCAGGGGGAAAUGUAGGAAGUAAAAUCCACUGUGUUUCUUUACGAAAAUGUGUCUCAAGAUAAUCCAUGAUUUACACUGUCCAAUAACCAGUAUUCUGUUUUUAAUGUCCAUUGUAAUAAUCAUCCUUACAAUAGCAUACUAGAGAGAAAAAGCACUUUUGAACAUUUUACUCUAGUAACAUUAUCUUAGCAAUUAGUUUUACUCCUUCAGAUUCUGAUUUUUUACAUCUGUAUUAUACUUGGUGUAUAAAGUUAAUGAUGACUAUUGAAGAGAUUGAUCACCAACAUUUUAUGAGACUUCAGGGACUUACGUGUCACCAUGUGGUGACAUAUCACUUCACUUAAUUCUGUUCACUGUAUGUUAUUUCAUUAAAAUUUAUUGUGCCAGUUGUGAACCUAUAUAUAUCUUCCUGUAUACUUUCCAUUUUACUUCAUUAUCCUGUGUGUCAUUCCACUAAAUUGAAUAAACUACCUGAACAGUAAACAACAUAUUUAUUUUAAGUUUUGUCCUGAAUGUCACUGCACAAAAGCUAAAAUACUAUUUGUAUUUAAUCUUAUAUAAAUGACCAUUAUCUUUCCAUUUGUAUGCCCAUUAUCUUCCCUUAUGUUGGUUUGUGACAUGCACUGAUAUAUGAAAUACAUAUUUUAUUGUUCAAUACAUCUUCACAUGACCAACUGUAUGUGUGUUUGUCAUGAUCAAGAGUUGCAAGUCAAGUGAAAGUGCAUAUUGAAUCAAUCAACAGCAAGGAAGAUUAUUGAAUCACCAGAGACAAUUAAUAUGCAAUUUAUUUUUUUCAAGAGGUUCUUCAGUACCUAGAGAUUAAGAAAUAAUUUUCAUAUACAAUAUAUUAAAAUAAAUUUAAUUUUUAAUAAAUAUUUUUUGUAUGUUAAAUUAAAUUAAUUGUAUUCAUCUGUUUUCAACAGGGGCCAUAUGUGCCUUAUUGCUAACUAAAAUUAUAUAAGGGAAUUAAAUAUUAAAUUCAAAUUUAAUGAGAUUUUAUUUUGAAGUUACACUUCUUUGGGUGCAUUACAGAAAUAUAAUGAGAGUAAUUUUUUAUGAUGUGCGUGCAGUAUGCAAAACAAUUGACAGAAUGAAAAUAGGCUACAUUGAAAUUAUAUUUAAGUGAGGUUAUGUUAUACUUCUUUAGGCACAGUAUGAAAAAAUGACAGUGAAUUUAUACGAUGUGCACACAGCAUGCAACAAAUAAUUGAUAAGAUGAAAAAAGUCUGCUUUAAAAUAAGAAAAUAUAUGUGUGCUUUUAAAUCACAUACCUAUUUUAGUGUAUGAUACUGGUCCAUAUAAUUAAAAACAUUUAUUUAUUGUGAAUAUUAGUGAUAGAAAUUGUUUUUAUA
Messenger RNA from Bacillus rossius redtenbacheri, 2700 nucleotides. RefSeq lists its product as uncharacterized. The record is from RefSeq and is a predicted model, not a curated record. NCBI's taxonomy places the organism in Eukaryota, Metazoa, Arthropoda, Insecta, Phasmatodea, Bacillidae. The transcript has 5 exons. The coding region runs from base 124 to 645 and encodes 173 amino acids.